CCUGUGUAACGGCGCAAAGAGAGGGAAGAAGGGUGCCAGGUUCAAGAUACUCUAUAUACCCAAAACGUGUUUUUUUUUCUGCUGUGCUUCCUUUCUCCUCCGACCCUUCCUUCUUCCCUUACCAUAUCCUUUCUUUUAUCAAAUAUAUUCUGUUUCUUCCAUAAAGAAACCCCGUGACUAGCAGUAAAGCGAACAAAUAACACCCACAACCGCUUUUUGAAGGUCGAGGAUACUUAAAGAGAGUAGGCAUUCUACCCGAUCGCCCUUUGUUUUUCCAAUAAUACGUUUACGUAUAUUAUAUCUGCGCGGCCCCAACCUUUCCUUCAAACCACAAGACCAACAUGACUGACUUUGGAUUCCAAAACCUACGAAUUUCGGACCACCACAAUACCGGCAGUGACCAAGAACUGCCAUUGCCACCUACUCAGCAAUAUGCUGCAGGCGGUGGUAACUAUGAUCAUGAUUACUCACACCAGCAACAGCAGCAACAUCACCAGUAUCAGCAACAGCAACAGUAUGCUCCGUCCCCGCCCCCGGGAAUCAUGGUUGACGGCGAAAUGUGGCAGGGCAAUGACGAAGUCUAUGACGACGACGAUAGACCACUUGAUGCUGGUGGUAUGGUUGCUGGCACUGAAGGGUUCCAUUCUGGUCCUCCCCCGCCGCCCAAGCACCACCAACAGACUUUGCUGCAAAUGCAUGAACAACAGCAACAGCAGGAGCAGGUACCGGCUGUUCCUGUAGCUCGACCUGUUUCAUAUCGAAACCAAGCGGCUGUCCAGAUCAAUUCGAACCGUCCAGCACGCUUCAUCAAAGCCGAUCCUCUCAACAAUGCGGCAGCAGCUAUGGCUUUGCCACCCGACUUGCAAAACAUCCAGCGGUUGUACGAGCAGUACCAGUGGAAGGUUUACAUGGAGGGCUAUCUCUAUCGCAAGGCCGAAAACAAGCGUACAAGCGGGGACGAAACAUGGAUCCGAUCCUAUGUCGAGCUGGCCGGACCUGUUUUGACCUUGUGGGAUGCUGACACGCCCGGCGAUGGUGAAGUGUUGCCACACUAUGUAAAUAUUUCGGAUGCUACGACGGUUGAAUUGAACGAGCACGGCAUGGUUUCAUUGAAGACGGGUGGAACGAGUCGCUAUCUAUUCGAAUACGUGGAUGAUAACAGCGGUCAGACGGAUCGUAAUUCAGAACUAGAGCGCUGGGUGCGUGCAAUCCGAUUGUCUUGCUAUGAAGGUGCUCGGAUCCACGAGAUCUAUACUAAAAAGUUUAUUAUGCGCAACAAGAACGUUCAGACAGGCGACGACGAUGAUGACGACGAAGAGGAGGAUUUGUUGUCCAAGGCAAAGUCCAAGAUGGAAGGCUUCGUGCAGGUGCGCUUUGCUGGCGCCAACGAAUGGCAAAAGUACUGGGUUGUUGUAUCGGAUCGACGCAAUGAGAAAAAGUUGUUCGGCAAAAAAUCAGUGCCGUCGCAUGGUCAGCUCAAGUUUUAUGAGUCGAAAAAGGGAAAGCACCCUAUCAUGACGCUAGUCAAUGUGACACAGGCCUACACAGUUUAUCCUGAAACUCCUCAGUUGAUCGAUAUGGUUACGCUGCUCAAGGUGGAUGGUCGUAUUACUACUGGUGAAGAAGACCAGCAACAACAACAAUCUCAAGAAGGCGGAGAUGCCACUGCUGGUGCUUCUGCAGCAAACACCACAAGCGUACUCAUGAUGACAUCCAGCACGAUCGAGCUUGUCGAGUGGCUGGUAGCUACAUUUGAUGUAUUCAAGCUCUAUGGUCGUCCUUCGCAACUGAUCCGUGACCCAACCAACCCUGGCGCACUGAACUUUGGUGAAAUCAUUGCUGGAGAUCGUCUAUUCCUCGAGGUCGACGAGCUUAAUCAAAUGAAUGUGCGAGAGAACAACAUGGCCGUAAACAGAACCUUGAUGACGCAAAUGACGGUAAACAAGCUCAAGCAACAAGUUUCCCAACGACAUCCCGGUAUGCCUGGUGCACCAAGCGCUGGCGGUGGUAUGGGUCCGAGAACGAACAGCAUGCCUCAAAUCGCACAAGCAAACAACAACAAUUUCCGUCAACCACGGCAACGCACUGUGUCUGCCGAUCCCGAACAGCCAACGUCGAACCCUCGAGGUACUAUGAUGAUGAACAACGGCCCACAAGGACCUGCCCGCGGCUCGAUGUAUCCUCCAGGAGGUCAUGCAAGCAUGAUGUCACAACAGCAACAGCGCCCAAUGCAAUCAUUUCAGCAGCAGCAGCAGCAGCAGCAACGUGCAUCCGCCAUGCCUCCUCGAAGCCAAUCUGGCAAAGUUAUCUAUGCCAGUGAUGAAAGUGAUGAGGAAGAGGAUGAAGAGGACGAUGAUAGUGAUAGCGAUGACGACUCAGUAUUUAAUGGAUCAUCGUCCAAAAUGCCAAUCAACGCCAAGGAUUCCUCUCCAACAACACCUCUCGAAAGCAAGCUGGCUGCCUCAACAAGCAGCUUUUCUAUUCCCGAAAUCAAGACUGACUCCUCCAGUCUGCGGGAAUCCGUACAAGAUACGAAGAGCAGCAAGGAAAAGGAUACAGCAUCAGUGAAACGAGGCAGUGUUGAGUCUGACGAUACCCCAGCAGCUGCUGCUGCUGCCACAAAAGGCAAGCAAUUGUCCAAGGACGGUGAUGCUGACGACGAUAGCGACGAAUCAGAUGAAGAAAAAGAACAGAAGAAGAUAGCAGAAGUACGAAAGGUUGGCCCACGGCCAAGCUUGAGUGGAUCAGACGAGGAUAGCGAGCAAGAAGAAAGCGAAGACGACGAUGACGCUAGCAGCACUGAGCAAUACAUACCCCAUAAACCCAAGUCUCGCUGGCCUAAACAGCAGCAGCAACAACAAUUGCCACAGAGCUCCAGUACACCAGAAUUACAUCGGGCUAGUGCCAUGCCUCCAAUGCAGCAGCAGCCCUAUGACAUGGAUCCUCACAUGUACAAUCAAUACGAGCAGCAGUAUUAUUAUUAUCAGCAACAAAGCAACAACCUUGCCCGGGGCCAGCCUGUAAUUGAUGAAGACGGCCCUGUCAUUCCACAGCUGGGUGAGGAAUUUGCGAAUCCAAACAGUUUGCUGGGCUCCGUCAAACAAGAACAAGGUCCAUCCAUUCGCGACCAAACGGAGUAUGCCAAGGCCACGGGUCAGCCUCUUGUUCAACUUGCACAGAAGCAGAGCGCACCCCGUGCUGGUUUGGUUGGCAUGAUUUCCCAAAUCGAACAUGAAAAGAACGAUAAAUCCAAGAAUCGCUUGGUGAAUGCCGAAAGGGACCAGAUGAUGGAACGCGAGCGCUAUAUGAUGGAACAACGACAACAGGCCAUGAUGAAUCCAAUGAUGGGAAUGAACAUGGGCAUGGGAAUGAUGGAUCCACGCAUGUCCAUGAUGCCUCCCAACAUGAUGGGUGGUGGCAAUAACCCACACGCGUCAAUGAUGAUGAUGCAACCGAUGAUGGACCCGCGUAUGUCGAUGAUGCCUCCGAACAUGAUGGGUGGCGGCGGUAAUGGUGGCAACAACCAACACGCGUCCAUGAUGAUGAUGCCACCCAUGAUGGAUCCGCGUAUGUCGAUGAUGCAGGGCGGUAUGAUGGGUGGCGGCGGAAGCAGCAGCGGCGGUAGUGGUGCCAACAACCAACACCCAUCCAUGAUGAUGCCACCCAUGAUGGACCCUCGGAUGUCAAUGAUGCCGCCAAACAUGAUGAUGUACAAUAUGUGGAACAACGGAUACAAUAAUCAGUUCAAUAACGGGCCAGCGGGUAACCAAGGCAUCAUGGAAGAAAGCGACGAAGAUGAUGAUGUUCCUCUCGGCGCAGGCAGCCACUCCAAGUCACCUCAUCGCCAGAAGAACUAGCAAUUGCAUGAACCACCCACCACCCAUCACUCUCCAACGUACACUCUCUCUUUCUUUUUGUCCUUUCUUUUUGUCACACUAAACUUAUUACUCUUAAUCACGCUACCAUUAAAAGCACAGAAGCCCAUUUAAACGGGGGAUAGAUCCCGUUUUACGAUACAUAAUUUGUGUGUAUCGAUUA
This is a messenger RNA of Zychaea mexicana, 4038 nucleotides long. RefSeq lists its product as uncharacterized. The record is from RefSeq and is a predicted model, not a curated record. NCBI's taxonomy places the organism in Eukaryota, Fungi, Mucoromycota, Mucoromycetes, Mucorales, Lichtheimiaceae. Gene Ontology annotation, biological process: regulation of transcription by RNA polymerase II. Gene Ontology annotation, molecular function: transcription coactivator activity. Gene Ontology annotation, cellular component: mediator complex. The coding region runs from base 342 to 3857 and encodes 1171 amino acids. The transcript has 3 exons.